CUUUCAACAAUCAAACAAUCAAUCAAAAGCGUAGCAUAUAAAUACUAGUGGCAACAAUAAAAAACAACAACAACAACAAUCACAACUUUACCAAAGUAAAGUAAAUUAAAUUGCAUUUGUCCUAUCAACUUCCGCUCAACAACUUGAGUAAACUUACAACAGACUCACACACACAGAGACACCGAGGAGAAUACUUGAAAAUGUUAACAACCAACAGCAGCAGUAGCAACAGUAGUAGUAGUAGACAACACAAAAUGCAACGCUGCAGACUCAACACCACCAACACCCACACUGCCAGUAUCCUUUUGCUGGCAGCGACAAUGCUUUUGGUACAUGUCAUUGCACCGACCAACGCCUCCGUACAUCCGGUGCUCACAUAUACUAACGCCUCAACACAACUCGGCCAAUUGGUCACCUCCAGCACUCUGGUGUGGGAGACCUACGACCCCAAGGAUCCCAAGCAAUUACAAUAUGCGGUCGAGGGUGGUAAAUACAUCACGGAGGACGAGCACUAUCCGAUCUAUGUGUGUCGUGUGACCAUUGAGGGUAUCACCACCAGCGGUCAUACGGAGAAGAUAACACAGUCGCAUGUCUGUGUGGCAGCUCACUAUAAACAUGGCAAAUAUGAACAGUUCGAUGUGUUGGUCAAUAAGGGACAUCUGGGCAAGAUUAUGUGGAAACAUUGGCGUAAAUUCAAUGCAGGCGUACCCAUUGGCGCUAUACGCAUUGGUGAAGAUGAUUAUAUUGGACGUCAUAAGGCGCCACCUAGUGGUGAGAGCGGCACCGAACAUUGGGGGGCGGAUUAUAAUUUGGGUCGCUUAGAUCCAUUGGGUUUGGGUAAAAUCAAGGUGAUUGAGAAUGAACGCGACAAGGAUUAUGAUGAGGGUGAAGUGUUGGUGGAGACUGAACCGUUCCGUUACGAGCUGAAGGACAUCAAGUUGGAUAGCAUUCGUUUGGAUAUGCGCGAGAAUAUUACGGAUUUGGCCUCCAGCGUGCUCGCCAACCGCGGCGACAUGUACAUACUCGUCGAGUCCGUUAUGACCUAUGAAUUUGAUCACAUACAAUAUUGGGGUUCACAUGAGGGCGUUGCACGUGGUCUACCUACUAAAGUUUAUGAGAAAGAUGUGAAGACACCCAUCGAAGUCAAAUGGGGUUUGAAAUAUUCCGAAAAGAGAUCGGAAACUAAAUCAGUACAUACAAAACUCUGGCCUGGUACAGCUCUCAACGUCACACUCAAGGGUAACUACGUAAUACUGGAAGCGCCCUAUACCGCCAAACUUUAUGCCUUCUAUUAUGGAAUUGAUGACAGUGUGUCAAGGAAGAUCACAGCAGAGGUGCGCAAAAGCUACUUGAAGGACGUCAAACUCGAGUUCAGUCCCGUUUACUGGAUUGAAAACGGUACGAUGGUACCCACCACGACCACCACAUCAACCACAUCCACUUCCACUACAACAAAUCCAACAACCACCAGUCGCGAGCCGGUGCCUAUGCAUGAACCGCCCGUAGUUCAGGUCAAGAAUAUUGGCGAAACCCAUUCGGGUCCAGAUUCUUUAGAGAAAUCUCUACAUGAUUCACCAAUGAGCAAUGAAAUACCCAGCGAUGUGCCCGAAAAUUUGGCUGCAGAGCAACAGAAGCCUGCGUUAGCCGGUGUAGCGGUGACAGGUGACGCUCAGCGUUUGCAACAACAAUGGUACGCGCUCAUCACAGCGUUGUGUGUGGUGACGCUUUGCGGUAUGCGAGCACUGCACAACAUUUAGAUUGGCUCACAAUUGGCAAUAGAGGCUGGCUGGCAGUUAUCGGCUUGAAGGCAGCUGAUUUGGUAUAGCGUGAAGUUAUUGGAGUGUGACGUCGUUGUAGGCUUAAGUGAUUUAUUAUAUAUGUAUGUAGGCAUAGACGUGCGAUCGGCCUGCGUCGGUUGUUGACGUAGGCGUAGGCGUUAUUUCUUCCUUUCUUUUUACUUUUCUCGUUUCAUUUGCUUGUACCCCACUUUUAUUACGCUCUUCUAAGCUUGUCUUGAAAUUUAAAGUCCGUUUUUUUAUUCACAAUUUUCAUUUUCGUUUUGCUUUUGUUAGCUUUUCAUUUUUAUUUGGUGUGUAAAGAAAU
This is a messenger RNA of Ceratitis capitata (Mediterranean fruit fly), 2103 nucleotides long. RefSeq names its product protein unzipped (gene uzip). NCBI's taxonomy places the organism in Eukaryota, Metazoa, Arthropoda, Insecta, Diptera, Tephritidae. Bases 201 to 1757 code for a protein of 518 amino acids. The record is from RefSeq and is a predicted model, not a curated record. The transcript has 3 exons.